Messenger RNA from Podarcis muralis (Common wall lizard), 593 nucleotides. The record is from RefSeq and is a predicted model, not a curated record. Lineage: Eukaryota; Metazoa; Chordata; Lepidosauria; Squamata; Lacertidae.
GAAGCGGGCGCCGUCGCAUCGCAGUGCCUCUCAGUCAGCGAGUCCCGCGCGGUCCGUCUCUUCCCCUCACCCCUCCCUCCGCCGCCUUGCAUGCCGCGCGCUGCCGCCCCCUGCCGCCUCUACCUGUCCCCAGCCGGCCCCACCUAAGGCCUCGGCCGCCCGCCGCCGCCUCCUCCGCCUCCUCGUCAGGAGCAGCGCCUCCCGUUCUCCCUCUCGUCCCGCUCGCCCGUGGCCGGAGCCCUUGAUGUGGUUCGGGGCCCGGCGGGGAAAAGAUGCCGCCGUCCAAGUCCCGUAAGAUCGCCAUCCUGGGCUACAGGAGCGUCGGGAAAUCAUCGUUGACGAUUCAGUUUGUGGAAGGCCAGUUCGUUGAUUCAUAUGAUCCUACCAUAGAGAACACAUUCACAAAGCUGAUUACAGUAAAUGGGCAGGAAUAUCAUCUUCAAGUAGUUGACACAGCUGGCCAAGAUGAAUACUCAAUAUUUCCUCAGACGUACUCCAUAGACAUUAAUGGAUACAUUCUUGUUUACUCAGUCACAUCAAUAAAAGACAUAAGUGUAGGUGAUUCUAACUUCCUUUUGAGAGCAGCAGACUGA